Molecule: messenger RNA, 2556 nt
Organism: Priceomyces carsonii
Lineage: Eukaryota; Fungi; Ascomycota; Pichiomycetes; Serinales; Debaryomycetaceae
Gene: ULP3
Product: SUMO protease
Exons: 1
Coding region: 1-2556 (851 amino acids)
Biological process (GO): proteolysis; protein desumoylation
Cellular component (GO): cytoplasm; nucleus
Molecular function (GO): SUMO-specific endopeptidase activity
Source: RefSeq, a predicted model, not a curated record
AUGAGCGAGGAAAGACAGAAACUAAAAGAAAAACAGUUUCUGUCUUUAAAUCGAAGUUGGAAAAGGAAAAUAGGUAAUGGUCCAACACCCAUCAAUAAUCUUAUUUCAAGUAAUGAGAAGUCAGCCAAUAAACAAGCAUCGCCAAAAGUUGUUAAAGAGCAUAGGUUUUCACCAGAUGAGGCGAUAAAAACCUCUGAGAAAUUAAGAGCUCAGAUUACUACUGAAUUAGAUUCAACCCCUACAAAAAGAAGCGGCAGAUACAAAUUUACCAGAGAAAAACCUCAAAAAAGUAUAGAUGACAUCUUUCUGUUUCCACAGGAAGACAGCAAAGUAUCAACUCAUAUGCUGACACUAAGAAUCAUUUCCCUCGAUUAUAAUGGAGAAACAAAGAGAGCCCAAAACAGAUUUGAGCUUCUGAUCUCCCUGGAAGGUAAUCGAAUUACAUUUAAGAAUUCGGAGACAAUCAUAGACGAUUUGGAAAUCAAGAGAGAUGAAAAUUUCGAUAUAAUGUAUUUUGGAUUUCAUUCUAUUUUGAUACUAUUAAGCUGCGAAACUGAAUAUGUGUUCAUUAGGUAUCUAGAUGAUGAUCGAGACAUAUGGGAUCAGUUAAAAAAGAAUAAAUGGAAUGUUAAGAAUGUCAGACUUUCAAGCGAAGAAUUGUUGACAAAGAAGAAUGAAAUACUAAAGAAGAGAGCUAAAAGUGGUCAAGAGCAGACUAAAGAGCAGACAAAUGAAAAUAGCUCUGAGAAAAGUGCAAAAAGAGGAGUAAUCAACGCGAUUACACCUGAAGAAAUGUAUGAAGGAAGACAAACUAGAUCGCAAAGUAAGGAGGCAGGCAUUAAUUGUGCUCAUCCGAUUUCAGUUGAAGAGUCCAAAGAAACUCCUCCCGGUUUUGAACCUCCAUUAAAGCAUUUGUUUGCGCACAACAGAGUGUUCACUGUUACAUACUCUGAUUUUAAGACCCUUUUCAACACGGACUGGAUUAACGAUACAAUCAUAGAUUUUUUCAUAAAAUUUGAGGUCGAAGAAGCCAUAUAUAAGAAGAAUUUGUUUAAAGAAAAUGAAAUUUAUGCAUUUAACUCAUUUUUUUUCACAAAGUUGAUGGAAACACAAGACAACCAAGAUGUCCCUAGUCAUUAUCAAAAUGUUAAAAAGUGGCUUAAUAAAAUAGAAAUUAUGAAAUAUUCCUCUGUUAUCAUUCCUAUUAAUGAAAACGCUCACUGGUAUUGUUGCAUCAUAAGGGGACUACCUGAACUAUUAAAAGCAGUUAAAGUUGAAGCUCAAAAGUCUAUUCAUGUCGAAGCAGAGCAACUGCUCAAAGAUUCUGAAAUAAAUAAGCUGGAACCAAGUGAUAAUAGCUUUGAGGGAAACGCUGAAACUGAAACGUUGGACGCUGAAAAGUCGGGCAUGAAGACCUUAACGAGGAUUGCUCGUGCAGAGAUCUUUAUUUUCGAUUCACUUGGCCAAAGGCAUACGAAUAUUCAUUAUCCGCUAAAAGAUUUUCUCAUUGAUUAUUGUAAAGACAAGUACUCUAUAGAAAUUAAAAGGGACAGGUUAAGAAUACAAAAUGCAAAGGUUCCAAGACAAAACAACUUCAAUGACUGUGGAAUUCAUGUUAUUUAUAAUGUUAAGAAAUGGUUAAGUAAUACCAGGGAGUGUGAAAAGUUGUGGAGAAAGUUUCAGCUGAAGCAACGUUCCCGAUCAUUUUUUUUGGCUGAAGAGAGAAAUAAAAUGAGAAAAGAGCUUAUAAAUAUAUUGCUUGACCUUCACAAAACCCAAGUAGAGUCAGCUGAAAGUGCCCCACAGAACAUUAACGAAAAUGAGUCAGACGAUGAGGUGGAAGUCAUUGAAUUUGAUCCUCUUCAAGAGAAAUACGAAAUACCCACAAAAGAUCUCAUAUCAUCGGAACCUGCAUUAAAUCUUUGUUCAUCUUCUGAACCAGGGCGACGCGAAGAAUGUAAGAGAACACUAGACCCUAAAGCCUCAUCUUCUUAUUCACUGAAUCAUGCUACUAGCUUAAAAAAUGAUUCAUUGCUGGAGAUAAUUGAUGAAUCAAGGCUACAACCAGAAGUUCGAGAUUUGCUAGACAAAGUCUUUCCUAAGAAGAACGGCAAACUUGAAAAUUCUCAAAAAAGCCUUGCAUUGCAGUUGGUUGAAGAAGCCGAAAAACUUAAAGAAAAGAAGGAAAAUAAUAGGAUUAAUGAGCUUAUCAGUGCGUAUCAAGGCAAAUUCAACUCUCUAGCACUUAAUUCGCAUAGCAUCAGACCAAGACAUCAAACUUUUAGAAUUCUAUAUGACAAAGGGGUUACGAGUGCAGUUGAUAUAAGUGAUUCCGAAGAAGUAAACCAGGACUUAAGUCAAUUACAGUUGUCAGAUGGAAGUACCUCCCAUACACUGUCACUAGUUUUAUACGAUCGCUUUAUCAAUAGCAGCCUGGAUUCUCCUAAGGUUGCAAAGCUGCCAAAGAGCUCGAGCAAUUCUCUUGAAGACAAUAUCAAGGCAUCCAAUUUACCCUUAUUGGUUUCCAAUUCUUCAAAGAGACGCAAGGUGGGAUAA